Malaya genurostris is the source of this 1723-nucleotide messenger RNA. Its product is annotated as ninjurin-B-like. The record is from RefSeq and is a predicted model, not a curated record. Gene Ontology annotation, cellular component: membrane. Lineage: Eukaryota; Metazoa; Arthropoda; Insecta; Diptera; Culicidae. The transcript has 4 exons. Bases 451 to 960 code for a protein of 169 amino acids. Gene Ontology annotation, biological process: cell adhesion; tissue regeneration.
UCAUUAAAUGCACCACCCAGUCUAGCGGCAGUUCGGGUUCGGGUUCGUGUCGUACAGGCGGCGAUCGCAGAUACUAAGUGUUGCGGAACCGCGAAAACCACGGUAUGUGAUUCGAUCAAAACUACAUGUGAUGUUAUCAACCGAUUCGAAACAAAAUGUUCGGUUACGCACCAGCGGACAGCAACAAACAACUGUCACCAUUUUCAGCAGUCUCGUAGCGGCGUCGGAUAACGAAAGAAGCUCUGGAAACAAAACGUGUCACGUGUGUGAGAAUUUGAGAACUUGUUGGCGGGGGGUGAAGAUGUGGAACUAGUGAAAAUGUGUAGGAUCGUAAUGACACUAACAAGUGCGGAUCAAUCGUUGAGGUCGCAUGCCUAGAUAAACACUUGCAGUCCAUAACAAAUUGUGUUUCAAGUAAAAACCAAAAGAAUAACGUAAGGAUUCCCAAAAAUGGCCAAAGAAAGCGAAGUUCCCGUGGAAAUGAGCCCCGUCAGUCCGCCCCCACCGGAGAAGCGCCAAAUGGUUGAUCGGGCCGUAUCUUCGUUCUUACUGAUGCGCAGUGCUAGCGAAACGGAAAUCGAUGGUGGUCGGCGUAACCGUGGCCAGCAAACACAUGCGUACGAUCUGCACAAAGGCAUAGCCGAGAGUGCCAUGGAUAUUUCCCUGCUGACGGCCAAUGCCAACCAGCUGCGAUUGCUGAUAACCUACAACGGCCGAUCGAAGACGUUCUUUGCGUGCAUUACUUUGGUGAUUGUUUCACUGGUGCUGCAAAUACUCGUGGCUUGCGGAGUUAUUAUUAUCAGGAGUCAGCCAAAAACGAAACGUAGUCUACCACUGGAGCGGUUGAAGAUCGCUACAUCAAUAGGCGUGUCAAUCAUCACCGUAAUCAACAUCCUUGUAGCAUCGUUAGUAGUCACUGACGGGUCUGGUUCAGGUUCUGGUGAUUCCGAAAAGCCAUAAAAAAAUUUACACACUUCAAUAAAUCCUGCCAUUUACCUAGAACUAGAACAAUUUGUUUCAUUCCGGUUACGCGCAACAAGAUUACUUCCGCAUUUUCAAUGUUAACGAAGAACACCGCCAAUGAAUCGAACUCUUUGAAUUGAUCGAACAAAAGCUAGUCUCACUUGAAUUAGACAGGAUGCAGAAUCAACACAGCAGCAGUGCUAAUCCCGUGGGAAAAUCUUCAGCGGUUGAUAUCCCGAUCACACCAACUAGCGAAAUAACCUACGGUUCAGCAUCGGAAUACAAUUUAGGAUUCAGUUACAGCAACUAUGACCUGUACCGCAGUGUAAUUGAGAUUGCUUUGAAUGUGUCGUUUUUGGCCGCCACCGGCAAUCAGUUGCGGUUGUUUAUCAGCUUCCGGGAAACGCAAAAUUUCAUCCUCAGUACGGUGUUCGUGAUUUUUUCCCUAGUGAUACAAGUUUUAAUUGCAAUCAAUGUGAUGACUAUUGCCCUGCAUGACCAGCACCGUUGGUUAAAGUUGAAGGUUUUUACAACGUUCGGAGCUAUUCUGCUCACUGUGAUAAACCUUCUUAUUCCGUUCAUCACCAAUGCUGAACAUUCCAGAGUUGAUUACUCUAAGAUAUAUGGAGAUUUUCGUAGACCAUAACCAAACGAUUUGUAGUUCAUUUACUGUCUCUUAAAACCAGUUAUAGUCCAGUGAAACAAUAAUAUAAAUAUUUUUUUUCUAAUUCUUGUGAACAAUUUAUUCUGGAUCCGUGAG